Spirometra erinaceieuropaei is the source of this 1295-nucleotide messenger RNA. The record is from the annotation of a GenBank genome assembly. Lineage: Eukaryota; Metazoa; Platyhelminthes; Cestoda; Diphyllobothriidea; Diphyllobothriidae.
AUGGAUCUCAUCCCCGCCACCUGCGAGAACUUUGGCCUGAUCAUUAACACGGAGAAGAUGGUGAUCAAGCACCAAUCGCCACCCAACACUGCCCACAAUGCGCCGCAAAUCAGCGUGGACGGAACCCAACUGCAAGUGGUGGACAACUUAACGUAUCUGGACAUCACACCGUCCCCCUGCACCAAAUUAGACGAUGAAGUGGCCCGCCGGAUUUCCAAGGCCAGUCAAGCCUUCGAUCGUCUUCAAAACACAGUUUGGAAUUGUUACGGUCUUCAACUCAGCACAGAACUGAAAAUGUACAAGGCCAUCAUCCUACUGACGUUGCUGUGGUGGCAGGACCGGGUGCUAGACACGAACGUAUUGGAGAGGACGGGAAUCCUCAGCAUCUACGCUAUGCUGAGACAACUGUAACGGCCAUGUCGUACGGAUGGACAACGAGAGGCUUCCCAAACGAAUCUUAUAUGGAUAUGUUGUGACGGGUUGACGCCGUCGAGAAGGUGAAGUCCGGCGCUACAAGGAUACUCUGAAAACCUCCCAGAAGAGCCUGUAAAUCAACCUGGCCAACUGAAAAGACCUCGCCCGGAACCGGCCUACGUGGGGGCGAACAGUGAAGACAGGUCUAGCAAUCUUUGAAGCUAACCACAUCACCGCUACCAAAACCAAACGCGAGACAUGCCGCCGCCGCCGCCUCACAACACCAACGCUUCACCGCCUCUAACGUGCCCACGAUGUCAAUGGACAUUUCGGGCUCCAGUGGAACUAGUUAAACACCUCCGAACCAACCGCAGCACCCAGACUGCGCCAACCGUCGUCCCUUGUCCACCUCUCCUUCGCCUUCCACGCCGUCAACUAGCACUGACCGGCCUCCCGAACCACCCCUACCAUCCUUCCUCUCCUCCUCCUUUUUCUUUUUCUUCUUCUUCUUCUUCUUCUUCUUCUUCUUCUUCUUCUUCUUCUCCUCCUCCACCGUCGCCUCAACGUUUGCCGUUGUGGGACCUGCCCUGCCCAUCAGCACUACACACACUCCUGACACAUCAACAAACACCAACGCCACCACUGUCAGCACCGAUUAUGAGAACCUGGUCUAUACCUGUCCUCAUUGCGACCUCACCUUCACCUCACACAUUGUCCUGGUCGGUUACUUGCGCACCCAUCGCACGGAGACUGGCGAAUCAGUGCCUGGAGCACUCACAAACACUAGACGCAUUCGACUGAACUGCCCACACUGCCCUCGCACAUUCACCGACCGUAUGGGCCUUCUAGGUCACAUGAGCAUUCACGAUAACCCGCCGUAG